This is a messenger RNA of Poecile atricapillus (Black-capped chickadee), 1139 nucleotides long. It is a transcript of the gene MRPL35, whose product is annotated as mitochondrial ribosomal protein L35. The transcript is spliced from 5 exons. Gene Ontology annotation, biological process: translation. Lineage: Eukaryota; Metazoa; Chordata; Aves; Passeriformes; Paridae. The record is from RefSeq and is a predicted model, not a curated record. Bases 1 to 975 code for a protein of 324 amino acids. Gene Ontology annotation, cellular component: mitochondrion; ribosome. Gene Ontology annotation, molecular function: structural constituent of ribosome.
AUGGGUCAGGGGACUUUGGUAACAGGCCGCAAAGCCCCUGGGGCAGAGGGUCAGUGUGUGCUGGUCACCAAAGGUGACGGCUGCUCGGGGGGAAGGAGCGGGAGCGGGCCGGUUCGGAGGACAGGGCGGACAGAAGAACCCCGAGGCCGUGCGGGAUCCCGGGGCCGGUGCGGGAUCCCGGGGCCGGUGCGGGAUCCCGGGGCCGGUGCGGGAUCCCGGGGCCGGUGCGGGAUCCCGGGGCCGGUGCGAGAUCCCGGGGCCGUGCGGAGCCCCAGGGCCGGUGCGGAGUCCCGGGGCCGGUGCGAGAUCCCGGGGCCGUGCGGAGCCCCAGAGCUGGUGCGGGAUCCCGGGGCUGUGCGGAGCCCCAGGGCUGGUGCGGGAUCCCAGGGCCGGUGUGGCCGCAGCCCCGUGGGCGGGACCCGGCGCGGCCCCGCCCGGCGCAGCGUGGCCAUGGCGGCGGCGGCGGCGGCGGCGCGCGGGGCCCUGGCGGGGAUCCUGCGGCGCUGGGCCCCCCGCGCACUCCCGCUCUGCGGCCCCUCCGCCCGCUGCCUCGGGCACAGACCGGCCCCGGCCCCGCUCUGGACCCCGCGGCUGCUCUGCGAGAACCGGCCCCGGGCAGGGACCCCCUCGGUGCUCAGCAGUGUCACGCCUUUACUUCCAAGCUUACUCCAGCAGCCAGUGAGGACCCUCACCUACUGCAGCUUACGGAAAGGAAAGAGGAAAAGUGUGAAAUCUGUGGUCAAAAGGUUCCUCCGGUUGCACAAUGGCCUCUGGGUUAGGAGAAAGUCUGGUUAUAAGAAGAGGUUGUGGAAGAAGUCAGCUGCCCGGAAGAAGCGUUUGAGGGAGCUUGUGUUGUGCACGAGGACACAGUGUAAACUCCUGGAUAAAAUGACCACUUCCUUCUGGAAAAGGAGGAACUGGUACAUCGAUGAUCCCUUCCAGAAGUACCACGACCGCACAAAUCUUCGUGUGUAGAAAUCUUGGGUUUGCACAUCUCUAGGAAAGGGGUGUGGUCAUGUGGCAUGGUCUGGAUUUUGGAAUGUACAUCUCUAACCCUGCUUUUUUUAAAUAAACAUGUGCAUAUCAUCUGAGCAGAAUUAUGGGAAUCAAUGGCCACAAUAAAGGAAUACUCGAAUUUA